Messenger RNA from Drechmeria coniospora, 783 nucleotides. RefSeq names its product ribosome biogenesis protein NSA2. Gene Ontology annotation, cellular component: preribosome, large subunit precursor; nucleolus. NCBI's taxonomy places the organism in Eukaryota, Fungi, Ascomycota, Sordariomycetes, Hypocreales, Ophiocordycipitaceae. The transcript has 2 exons. Gene Ontology annotation, biological process: maturation of LSU-rRNA; maturation of 5.8S rRNA. The record is from RefSeq and is a predicted model, not a curated record. Bases 1 to 783 code for a protein of 260 amino acids.
AUGCCUCAGAACGAGUACAUGGAGAGGUGGCGCAAGCUGCACGGCCGCCGCCUCGAUCAUGAAGAGCGACUGCGCAAGCGGACGGCUCGCGAGGGCCACAAGGCGUCCCAGGAUGCGCAGAACCUGCGCGGCCUGCGGGCCAAGCUCUACCACAAGAAGCGACACAACGAGAAGAUACAGAUGAAAAAGGCCAUCAAGGCGCACGAGGAGCGCAACGUCAAGACGGCCGACGAGAAGGAGCCGUCGACGCCCAUGCCAUCGUACCUGCUCGACCGGACGAACCCCACGACGGCCAAGGCGCUGAGCAGUGCCAUCAAGAACAAGCGAGCCGAGAAGGCGGCGCGAUUCAGCGUGCCGCUGCCCAAGGUCCGCGGCAUCAGCGAGGAGGAGAUGUUCAAGGUCGUCAAGACGGGCAAGAAGAUCCAGAAGAAGGCGUGGAAGCGGAUGGUGACGAAGCCGACGUUUGUCGGCCAGGACUUCACCCGCCGCAACCCCAAGUACGAGCGCUUCAUCCGGCCCAUGGGCCUGCGCUACAAAAAGGCCAACGUCACCCACCCGGAGCUCAACGUGACCAUGACGCUGCCCAUCAUCGGCGUCAAGAAGAACCCGCAGAACCCCAUGUACACCCAGCUCGGGGUCCUGACCAAGGGCACCAUCAUCGAGGUCAACGUCAGCGAGCUCGGCCUCGUGACGGCGGGUGGAAAGGUCGUCUGGGGCCGUUUUGCCCAGAUCACCAACAACUGCGAGAACGACGGCUGCGUCAACAGCGUGCUGCUCGUCUGA